Messenger RNA from Colletotrichum siamense, 1128 nucleotides. RefSeq lists its product as uncharacterized. The record is from RefSeq and is a predicted model, not a curated record. The transcript is spliced from 7 exons. The coding region runs from base 1 to 1128 and encodes 375 amino acids. Lineage: Eukaryota; Fungi; Ascomycota; Sordariomycetes; Glomerellales; Glomerellaceae.
AUGUGUCUCGUUUUCUCAUCCGCCGAAUCUAAAGGCACAAGCAUAAUCGCAACCAUCUGCAUCAUUGUCGGCAUCAGCACUCUUUUCGUCCUCGGUCGAUUGUUUGUGAGAACCAAGAUUCUUGGAAAAGCUCAACUGGAUGACCACUUGACGGUCCUGUCACUGCUUCUCAGCUAUGUCACAGUCGGACUCGAGAUAUGGGCCGUUCAAAGUGGCAACGGUCGCCACGUCGGUACGCUUUCCACAGAACAACAGUCCGCCGCUGUCUUGUCAACGAUUUCCGGCUUCCCACCCAAUGUUCUCGCAUAUACGGUGCCCAAAUUCGCGGUGGUAGCGCUACUAGUCAGGAUACUUAACCCGGGAAGGGUCCAUCGCAUCGUCUUAUGGUCACUGGCAACAAUCUGUCUGGUGCUCGUACUGUUGUGCAUCAUCAUCCUAUUUGCCCAAUGCACACCAUCACGAGCGCAAUGGGACUUUACGAUCACGGAAAAGAGCUGCUGGAGCCCCUGGGUGCUGAUCGAUGUUGCUAUUUUGACUGGUGCAUAUUCGGCCGCACUUGAUCUGUACUUAGCAAUAUACCCCGCCACCGUUCUGAUGAGGCUUCAGAUGAAUAUCAAAAAGAAGCUUAUUCUUAGUGUUGCGCUGGGCAUUGGAUCAAUUUCCUGCUUUAUAUCGAUCUACAAGAGCACGCGGCUGCCAUCUCUCGCCAGCAAAGACUUCACCUAUGAUAGUGCGGACCUUGUAGUUUGGACAGUAGUCGAGGGUAACACUCUCAUCAUCGCUUCGUGCAUUCCUGUCCUCGGCCCCCUCGUCGAGCUGGCCUUGGGCCGUCGCGUCCUAAGCUCGACGGACCGGAAAUAUCAGAAACAGAGCGAUACAGGUGGCCUUCGAUCGGGUGGAAUCGAGAUGGACGGCUCUAGACCCAUGAACCGGAAUGGACAUGUCCUCGGCAAGACCUCAACUGUCAUUCAGUCACGGCAUGACCGAGACGACGCUAGUAGCCAGGAAAGUAUUCUCGUUGGGACCGCUGAGUCGGCUCACAGACCACGCGGCAUUAUGAGAACGGACGAUGUUACGGUAUCAUUCGACUCCCGAAGCGUAGCGGAGGGGAGAAAAGAAGGAAGGUGA